UCAAGUGCAAGUUCUGCUUGCCUUAGGGGUGUGUGUGUAUUCCUCUUGUGACAGAGCUUAGGUGCUUUCAAAUUUUUUCCUUAGCUGUUACAACUGUAUUUUCUAGGUCUUGAGAUGGAGUCCCAGGUGCGUCAGAACUUCCAUGCUGAGGGUGAGGCUGCUGUGAACCGCCUGGUGAACCUGGAGCUCUAUGCUAGCUAUGUCUAUCUGUCUAUGUCUUACUACUUUGAAAGGGAUGAUGUGGCCUUGAGGCACAUGGCCCAGUUCUUGAAGGUACAGUCUCAUGAGCAGAAGGAACAUGCAGAGAAGUUCCUGACCUAUCAAAACAAGCGAGGUGGGAGCGUUGUCCUGCAGGAUAUCAAGAGGCCAGAGCGGGAUGAGUGGGGGAACAGCCUGGAGGCCCUGCAGUGUGCCCUGCAGCUGGAGAAGACUCUGAACCAGGCCCUGCUGGACCUGCACAAACUGGCUACUGAGAAGAAUGACCCUCAUCUAAAACUCUGAACUGAAAUGUAAUGGUACAUAGUUGAAGCGGAAUGAAUAGUCCUCUUCCUUCCCUUGCUUGGCUGCAGCUCUGCGACUUCCUGGAGUCUGACUACCUAGAGGAGCAGGUGAAGGCUAUCAAGCAGCUGGGAGACCAUGUCACCAACCUGAAGCGCCUGGGAGUGCCCCAGAAUGGCAUGGGAGAGUACCUGUUUGACAAGCUCACCCUGGGGGAGAGCAGCUGAAUGGCACGCUGCCAGCUGAGUGCCAUGCAGAUCUCUACCCUUCACAGCCAAAUAGACAAGAUGUAGCAACCUAGAGUCAAGUGCUAACAAUAAAACAUUCUAUGCAUCCAA
Messenger RNA from Dermochelys coriacea (leatherback sea turtle), 836 nucleotides. RefSeq names its product ferritin heavy chain A-like. Gene Ontology annotation, biological process: iron ion transport; intracellular iron ion homeostasis. Gene Ontology annotation, molecular function: ferrous iron binding; ferric iron binding. Bases 115 to 501 code for a protein of 128 amino acids. Lineage: Eukaryota; Metazoa; Chordata; Testudines; Dermochelyidae. The record is from RefSeq and is a predicted model, not a curated record. Gene Ontology annotation, cellular component: cytoplasm. The transcript has 4 exons.